AUGGCAUCAUCUAGAAUAUUAGAGCUGGCCAAUGGAAUCGGCAAGUUCACUUCACUCAUCCACGACCAUCUUGCGUCACAUGACCUUCAGUUCCCAUCAUUCAGCCCAGAUGCUUCAGGAACCUUGCCUGAGGAGCUGUUGAAAGCUCAAGAUGCUGUUCUUAACGACACGGCUGAGCUACAUGAUUUGCUUAUGCCACCAAUCAGUGCUUUACACAUCAACGGCAAUGUGCAAAAUCUUGUAAGCAUGAACGCCAUCUGUCGUUUUGACAUGGCCAACAGCUUCGCGCCUGGAGAAGAAACCUCCUUUGCCCAGAUGGCAAAGCAUGCGGGACUCAGCGAGACGGUCACGAAAAGUCUGCUGCGCCAUGCCAUGACGAUCAGGAUAUUUUGUGAGCCGAAGAAAGGGGUGAUUACUCAUACCGCGCGCUCUGCACUUUUCAGAGAGCCGAAAAUCCAGAAUUUCAUCCGCACAGGUCUGGAAGAGAUGACGCCCGCCGCUCUGAGGACCCUAGACGCGCUUCAGAAGUGGCCAAUGUCAGAAGAGCCAGCAGAAACGGGGUUUGCGCUCGCCAACAACACCAAUCAGCUAAUAUAUGAAAUCCUGGGAGAUGAUCCAGCACGGGCCAAGAGAUUCGCUGAUACAAUGAACAUAUUUACAACAGAAAAGGGAUUCGAGACAUCACAUGUCAUCUCUGGCUUCGAUUGGCAAAGUCUGGGAGCUGCAACGGUUGUGGAUAUCGGCGGUUCACGGGGCCACAUCAGCAUUGCCCUAGCGAUGCAAUUUCCAGCCCUCAAAUUUGUUGUUCAGGAUUUUGAGAUUACUGUCAAAGGUGCCGAGAAUGAUAUGGCUGAAGCUGUUGCGGAGCGAGUGAGCUUUAUGGCGCACGAUAUUUUCAAGGAGCAGACGGUUGUGGCUCAUGUCUACUACUUCCGUUGGAUUUUCCACAAUUGGUCGGACAAGUAUUCGAUCAAGAUCCUAAGAUCGUUGAUUCCGAUCCUUCGACCAGGUGUGCACAUCAUUAUCAACGACGUGUGUAUGGCUGAACCUGGAACGUUGGCUGCGUGGAGAGAAAAGGAGUUGAGAACAUUCGACCUAGGAAUGUUGGCUAUUCUCAAUGGACGAGAACGUGAUGCUGAAGAGUGGAAAGAUUUGUUUGAGCGUGCGGAUCCACGCUUCCAUUUUGAAGGGGUCACUCAGCCUGAGGGAUCUAACUUGGCCAUGAUAGCAGCUUCUUGGUCGGGCUAA
This is a messenger RNA of Lachnellula hyalina, 1248 nucleotides long. RefSeq names its product O-methyltransferase. The transcript has 5 exons. Gene Ontology annotation, molecular function: O-methyltransferase activity. The record is from RefSeq and is a predicted model, not a curated record. Lineage: Eukaryota; Fungi; Ascomycota; Leotiomycetes; Helotiales; Lachnaceae. Bases 1 to 1248 code for a protein of 415 amino acids.